CAACACGCACGUACACAUACACAGCCCCUUGACUUCAUUCAGCUUUGCCUCAGUCAGUCUGCAGAGCGUCUCAGGAGAGCACAGGGGGAUGUGUCAAGUCAGUGCUUUCUGAAAGUUUGAACUGAACUGCACACACACGCGGACAAGCAAAUACCACGGAGAACACACACACGCAGGGACACUCGUCAUCCACAUACACAGCCUGACGCUAACACACACACAGAUGGACGGACAGAGCUGAAAGUUUAAGCUUGCAUACAUACACCCACAAUCAGAAACACACACGAGUGCUGAAUUACGGUCAGGAUGAGUGGCGUGUCUGAGACUGCUGUGGUCAGUAGACCCUCGACUAACAUGAAACGACACAAGAGUGUCAGGAAGAACUCCAGGCGGAUUUACUCAUCUUAUCAAGACAACCAGCCAGGCCAAUCAGAUGAGGAGGGCAAGGAGGAUGAGCAUGCAGACAGCAACGACCCAGAGCAGAUGUUCCAGAACAUCCAGUUUCAGAAGGAGCUCAUCGCCAACAUACGCACCCGAGCCUGGCCUAUGAGACGCAAGCUCAAAGCCCUCAAGCAGGCCAGAGAGAUUGUCCUGAAGUACGAGGGGAGGCUAACAAGGACAAGAGGGUACCAGGCUGCUGGUGCUGAUCUGCUGAAGAAGGUCUCCAGGCUGCUGUACAACAUCGUGGUUCUGUUUAUUCCCUGGGAGAUGAGGAUCAAGAAAAUAGAAAGUCACUUUGGGUCAGGGGUGGCCUCCUACUUCAUCUUCCUCAGAUGGCUGUUUGGUAUCAACAUAGUCCUUACUGUCAUGACUGGAGCAUUCAUAGUCAUACCUGAGCUCCUGGCCGGAGAGCCGUUCGGAACAACCCGGAGUAAGACCAUUCCCAAGGAGCACCUGGCCUCAGCCCAGGAUCUGGACACAAUCUGGUCUCUUGGGGGCUACCUCCAGUACUCGGUGUUGUUCUAUGGGUACUAUGGCCCGGUGAGGAAGCUCGGCAGUGCCGGCUAUCGCCUCCCCCUGGCCUAUUUUCUGGUUGGGAUGGCUGUUUUUGCCUACAGUUUCAUCAUUCUGUUAAGAAAGAUGGCUAAGAACUCCCGUCUGAGCCUAGCCAGUGCCUCUGACGAGAACUUCACUUUCUGCUGGAGAGUGUUCUGUGCCUGGGACUACCUCAUAGGGAACCCUGAGGCUGCAGAGAGCAAGGGAGCCGCUAUCGUCAACAACAUCAGGGAGGCUAUUGUUGAGGAGCAGGAGAAAAAGAAGGAUACUAGUCUAGCAGUCCUGAUCAGUCUGCGUAUCCUAGCCAACAUCCUGGUCCUUCUCUCUCUGGCUGGCAGCAUUUAUAUAAUCUACUUUGUGGUGGACCGCUCCCAGAAACUAGAGCUGGAGAAGCCAGAGCUAACACUAUGGGAGAAGAAUGAGGUGAGUGUGGUGGUGUCCCUCAUCACCAUGAUUGCCCCGUCUGCCUUUGAGCUGGUGGCUCAGCUGGAGAUGUACCAUCCUAGGACCUCCCUCCGCUUCCAGCUGGCCCGAGUCCUGGUGUUAUAUCUGGGUAACCUGUACAGCCUCAUCAUUGCCCUUCUGGACAAGGUCAACAGUAUGAGUAUGGCGUCAGCUGCUGCAGCUGCGGCGGCCUCUGUGAUUUCGGGGAACUUGUCUGACUCCACGGCAUUCAUGGCGACCAUCUCCCAGCCGGGGGAGACGAACCUCUCCACCCUCGUAUCCGACAUCUCCAUCUCUGAAAACCACAACAGCACCAUAGCGACCAUUGCCAUGGUGCUGGAUGUCAACACCAGCAUCAGCACCAGCAAGGUCACCAUGGCAACCAUGUACAACCACACUGGGAUGUUUGAGCUGAACAAGCAGAAGAAACCGGACGAGUGCUGGGAGACCUACGUUGGACAGGAGAUGUUGAAGCUGUCUAUCAUCGAUAUGAUCUUCACGGUGGCCAGUAUCCUGUUGAUAGACUUCAUCAGAGGGCUGGUGGUCAGGUACCUGAGUGACUGCUGCUGUUGGGACCUGGAGAGCAAGUUUCCUGAGUAUGGGGAAUUCAAGAUAGCUGAGAAUGUACUCCACCUGAUAUAUAACCAAGGAAUGAUCUGGAUGGGUUCGUUCUUCUCUCCCUGUCUGCCUGCCUUUAACGUGUUGAAGCUGAUAGGCUUGAUGUACCUGAGGAGUUGGGCUGUGCUCACCUGUAACGUCCCUCACCAACAGGUGUUCAGAGCAUCCAGAUCAAAUAAUUUCUACCUGGCUAUGCUGUUGUUCAUGCUUUUUCUGUGUAUGCUGCCCACCAUCUUUGCCAUAGUGAGAUACAGACCUUCCCAACACUGCGGGCCAUUUAGCGGUCAGGAGAAGAUUUAUGACAUCAUCUCAGAGACGAUAGCCAAUGACUUCCCGUUGUGGUUCAGUAAAGUGAUGAGUUACGUCACCAGCCCUGUCGUAGCGCUGCCCGCUCUGCUACUGCUGUUCAUGCUGAUCUACUACCUUCAGGCCAUUGCCAGAUCCCUUAAAUUCACCAACAACCAGCUGAGGAUGCAGCUUCAGACUGAGAGAACAGAAGACAAGAAGAAGGUAUUACAGCUGGCUUCAGCGAGGCUACAGGCCCCAGAGGUCCCCGGGGGGGACAGGAAGCCUGACCAGCAGGAUGGUGACAUCAACAGCCGCGAGUCGUCCAUUCGCACGCCGUCGCCACGACCCAACGGCAGUGUCACAAACUUCCAGUCGCCCGAUCGUCGCGGCAACGGCAUCCGCACCAUCACCCAGUCGGCAUCGAGGGCCGAGACCGCUAGGGCGACAUUUGCUGCUGGGGCGUCUAGAAGUCCAACAGUGUCCAUAAUUCACAAGCAAAGGCCGGAGAACAUCCCUAACAGACACCCUUCCUACCUGGGAGGCCCUAGCGGUACCUGCAGGUCCAAGUCCUACCACCAUGUGGCGUACAACCCCCCGACACGCUACUCCUCAGAGAACAUCCACUCCGACCCACUCUACAGGAAGACCAUCAGGCCCAUGCACUCCGCAGAGGCAGCUGGGAUAGUGACCGCCCAGAGCUAUGUGGGCCGUCGCCCCUACACCACGCGCUACGUCAUCGUCAACGAGCACGAAGCUAGGAAAAAGUUGCUUCGAUCAGCCACACGCGUCCCUCGCCACUUCCGAGCGGAGGACCCGGUGGGUGAAAUCGUAGAGCUGAUCCCGCGGAAUAUCAAGCGGUAUACUCCAAGGGCUCCGCAUCUGCAUGGGCACCCACAUAGGUCGAAUCCGGCGCAGUCACACCUGAGUGAUGAAGAGCAGGAGGAAGAGGCAGGGGGGAAGAGGGAGUCUAGGAGGGGGUCGUUCGGGCAGACUCACCGGCCCCGCUCACUCUCCGACCUCCACCAGCCGGCUCGCUUCUACAUCGGAGAGCGCCUGGAGACCAAGCUGUCUAUGGCGUCAAAAGACAGCCACACUGCUAGGGGGCGCUACGGCGGUGAAGCCCAAAAAGGGGACUGGGAGGAUAUGGAGACGCGCUUGCACUCCCUCUCCCAGGCCAGCAUCAGAGGAGCAGAGCUUCCACCACCAAUCAGGCACACAAAGUCCCCAGCCAGACACCCCCACUCCCCGAGCAGACUUGUACACUCACCCCCCCAGGGCCCUGGAAGACGCCUGGAGCCACAGGUCAAGCCCAAGACACCCAGGUCCAAGCUGGAGCCUUCCCUGACUGAGUCGGACUCGGCCUCUCUGGCCUCCAGUAGCGACCAGCAGAACAGCAGCACAGACCAGUACAUCCAGGUCAUUCACAACAAGGAGAAGUAUCUCAAGUCUGAGGCAAGGCAAGGCAAGCUGGCUAAGAAGAAGUCCAAAGCCAGUAUAGAUCUCAAUGUGUCUGGGUCCAAAGACCUGGUCUGCUCCAACGUGUAGUUGGUGUAUUUGUAUUGUGAAUAUAUCUAGGUUUAUUUAACCUUUAUUAAUCCAUGUAAGUUAUUGACAGUAGUGUAAAGUACUUAAGUAAAAAAUACUUUAAAGUACUACCUAAGCAGUUUUUUGGGGUAUAUGUACUUUACUUUUAGUCUACUAUAUUCCUAAAGAAAAUAAUGUGAUUUUUACUCCUUACAUUUUCCCUGACACCCAAAAGUACUAGUUACAUUUUGAAUGCUUAGCAGGACAGGAAAACUGUCUAAUUCACACACAUCAAGAGAACAUCCCUGGUCAUCCCUACUGCCUCUGAUCUGGCAGACUCACUAAACACAAAUUUGACAAACACUUCAUUUGUAAAUUAUGUCUGACUGUUGAAUUGUGCCCCUGGCUAUCAGUAAAUUUUAAAAACAAAAAAAUUGUGCCGUCUGGGUUGCUUCUGCCCCUGAACAAGCCAGUUAACCCACUAUUCCCUGGGCGCCGAAGACGUGGAUGUCGAUUAAGGCAGCCAUCCGCACCUCUGAUUCAGAAGGGUUGGGUUAAAUGUGGAAGACACAUUUCAGUCGAAUGCAUUCAGUUGUACAACUGACUAGGUAUCCCCCUUUCCCUUUCCUAAAUUAAUAUAAGGAAUUUGAAAUGAUUUACACUUUUACUUUUUAUACUUAUUAAGUAUAUUUUUGCGAUUCACAUUUACUUUUGAUACUUAAGUAUAUUUAAAACCAAAUACUUUUAGACUUUUACUCAAGUAGAAUUUUACUGGGUGACUUUCACUUUUACUUGAGUCAUUUUCUUUUAAGGUAUCUGUACUUUUACUCGAGUACAACAAUUAGGUACUUUUUCCACCACUGGUUAUUGAAAGCAAAUUAUAUUUUACAAUAAUGACCUGUCGAGUUAAUUGUUUUGUAAUGGGUUACAUUGUAAACCACAGAAAAUGUGAAAAGCCCAUUCAUGGCCAAUGCUAUACUUUGUGUGUGUUAACAAACAGCUCUAUGUACAUAAUAUGCAUAACAUAUUAUAUGCUCACAUUAUCAUGGAUACUGUGCUUGCUCUCAAUCUAAUAAAUCUCAUGGUCAAUGGUCCAAAGUAGUGUACCUAAGCAUCAGAUUGUUUUGUUCUACUCAAGGUUAUGUGUAUGGCCAUUGAUGUUUGUUUUAGGGUUAUCACAAACAGGUGUUAUAUUGGCUAUUGUGUGUGUGUACAUUACAUUGUACCAAGCAAACAUGGCCUUCAAUUCAGUAAAAUGAUGAUACCGUAGUAAAGUAUGAGGUGUAACAUAUAUAAUAUACUCUGCAAAAAAAUAAACAUCCCUUUUUCAGGACCCUGUCUUUCAAAGAUAAUUCAUAAAAAUCCCCAAAACUUCACAGAUCUUCAUUGUAAAGGGUUUAAACACUGUUUACCAUGCUUGUUCAAUGAACCAUAAACAAUUAAUUAAUUAGCAACUGUUGAACGGUCUUAAGACACUAACAGCUUACAGACGGUAAGCAAUUAAGGUCACAGUUAUGAAAACGUAGGACACUAAAGAGGCCUUUCUACUGACUGUGAAAAACACCAAAAGAAGGAUGCCAAGGGUCUCUGCUCAUCUUCGUGAACGUGCCUUAGGCAUGCUGCAAAGAGGCACAAGGACUGAAGAUGUGGCCAGGGCAAUAAAUUGCAAUGUCCGUACUGUGAGACACCUAAGACAGCGCUACAGGGAGACAGGACAACACCUGCACAGGAUCGGUACCUCCGAACAUCAGACCUGCAGGACAGGUACAGGAUGGCAACAACAACUGCUCGAGUUACACUAGGAACGCACAAUCUCUCCAUCAGUGCUCAGACUGUCCGCAAUAGGCUGAGAGAAGCUGGACUGAGGGCUUGUAGGCCUGUUGUAAGGCAGGUCCUCACCAGACAUCACUGGCAACAAUGUCGCCUAUGGGCACAAACCCACAGUCGCUGGACCAGACUGGCAAAAAGUGCUCUUCACUGACGAGUCGCGGUUUUGUCUCACCAGGGGUGAUGUUCAGAUUGGCGUUUAUCGCCGAAGGAAUGAGCGUUACACCGAGACCUGUACUCUGGAGCGGGAUCGAUUUGGAGGUGGAGGGUCCAUUAUGGUCUGGGGCGGUGUGUCACAGCAUCAUCGGACUGAGCUUGUUGUCAUUGCAAGCAAUCUCAACGCUGUGCGUUACAGGGAAGACUUCCUCCUCCCUCAUGUGGUACCCUUCCUGCAGGUUCAUCCUGACAUGACCCUCCAGCAUGACAAUGACACCAGCCAUACUGCUCGUUCUGUGCGUGAUUUCCUGCAAGACAGGAAUGUCAGUGUUCUGCCAUGGCCAGUGCGAAGAGCCCGGAUCUCAAUCCCAUUGAGCACGUCUGGGACCUGUUAGAUCGGAGGGUGAGGACUAGGGCCAUUCCCCCCAUAAAUGUCCGGGAACUUGCAGGUGCCUUGGUGGAAGAGUGGUGUAACAUCUCACAGCAAGAACUGGCAAAUCUGGUGCAGUCCAUGAGGAGGAGAUGCACUUCAGUACUUAAUGCAGCUGGUGGCCACAACAGAUACUGACUGUUACUUUUGAUUUUGACCCCCCCUUUGUUCAGGGACACAUUAUUCCAUUUCUGUUAGUCACAUGUCUGUGGAACUUGUUCAGUUUAUGUCUCAGUUGUUGAAUCUUGUUAUAUUUAUACAAAUAUUUACACAUGUUAAGUUUUCUGAAAAUAAACACAGUUGACAGUGA
This is a messenger RNA of Salvelinus fontinalis (brook trout), 6593 nucleotides long. Its product is annotated as transmembrane channel-like protein 3. Gene Ontology annotation, molecular function: mechanosensitive monoatomic ion channel activity. The transcript has 22 exons. The coding region runs from base 307 to 3891 and encodes 1194 amino acids. The record is from RefSeq and is a predicted model, not a curated record. Gene Ontology annotation, cellular component: plasma membrane. NCBI's taxonomy places the organism in Eukaryota, Metazoa, Chordata, Actinopteri, Salmoniformes, Salmonidae.